UCUUUUGCGAUUAUCUCGAAAACAUUUUUUUUUUCAAAAUCCACAUCAUUUUUAUGUUGCUCUUCAUGAAAACGGUGACGAUAUGUGAAUUUUGAAGAUAAAGCGUUUAUCACAAAAGAAGUUUCUCCUGUUUUAAAACUGCAAAAAAAUACUACUUUGCAACAACUUUGGGCAGUAAGGAACUUUCACAUGAUUCUAUGAGAGCUGAAUUUGUACGUGAACCCACUAAUUAGAAUGUGUCUCUUCGUGAAAACAAAAAUUCAAGUUUCCUAUAUUUUAGCCCUUUCUGUUCAAUGUGUUUCUGCUCAACAAUCCAGUUAAACACACACACACAAGUUGUGGCUGUUGCAUUAUAAUUUUGUUGAUUAGCUUUAAGUGACGGUUUCACUCUUGUGCUAAAAAUUCUAAUUAAUGGCAAAAAAGUAACGUUAAUUGGGCCAUUUAUAAGCAUGGAAUGCAGGGGAUUUUUCAUUCUUAAAUUAUUAAUCAUGAAUCAACUAAUUAAAUAAUGUCUUUUGGCAUUGGACAGUGCUCGUGUGCGAUAUUCCAAUUACAAGUUGAUUCGGGGGGAGUUUGGGUAAUGCAAAAUGCAAGGGAUGUGACACAGUUCUGAAGGUCUGACACCCCCAGCUGCUAGCUACCACCAUCAAACCUUUUAUGCUAGAUGUUCUAAUUAAACCACACUGGGCUUUCGGACUGUAGUAUUUCCUAACCAAAAAGUAACUUUACAACGUCAGUAGUUUUGCAGUUGUGUUAGUAUCACAGAAGGCCUCAAAUUCCCCAAAUUAUGUAAAACUAAUCAAUACAGCAAAACAUGAUAAUAUUCAGCCAUUAUUAGAAGGAGACUGGUGAGUUCUAGCAUACAGGGUUACAUGUAGUCUAACUAAUACUUGAAAUAUGCAUGAAGGCCUAGUUAGUAAAUUCAAAUAAUUUUUACGGAUUCAUUGGAUCUAAUGAAAUGCAAGACAUUUUCAAAAUUCUUUUUAAUGUUAAUCUUACUGUUGCAGAGCUUCCGACAAAGAAUCACAUGGCAGGAGAAAUCAUCAAAGAUCUGGACAACAUCAAAACUACGGUGGACGCUUUCGUUUUGGCCUGCCUCUAUAAGAUAAUUCUCUUCAUCUUCAUCAAACACAAUGGAAUGCCACUCAUGCCACAAGACAUACAAGGGUGCCAAGACCCUGCAGAAUCACAAGUGUACGUGGUGCAGUGACUGCAACAGAAUUUAUUCGUCAUAUCAGAGACUUCAACAUCACAAAUGCAAUCCCCAUACUUCAUCAAAGACACCACAUGUGUCAUAUGCAGCAGCUGUGAAGAGUCAAGGCUCUAAUCCAAGAAAACUACCGACUACUGCUGUGGAUUCCUUUUCCUCACAGUCUACCCACCCUGAUGACCAGUCGCAACUAUCGCAGCAAAUAAGUACCCACCCUGAUGACCAGUCUCAACUAUCGCAGCAAAUAAGUACCCACCCUGAUGACCAGUCUCAACUAUCGCAGCAAAUAACUACCGGUACCAAACAUGUGUCAUCUCCACUGGCAAAACACACCAUAAAUCAUGACAGUCAAACACAAUUAGAAAGUGUUAGUUUUCAAGGCAGAAGUCAACGGAGCUUUGCAUUUCAUAGAAUAGAUGUAGGUUUGCAGAUGCGACUUUGUCAACAAUUGUCAUUGCCACUUGUCAGUAUUUUACCCGAGUGUAACUUGGCUCACUCAGCAGGGAAACCGGCAUCGAUUGCACCUAUUAUUGGCGAUGGAAACUGUUUCUUUAGGACUCUCAGUUAUUUAGUUACAGGAAGUGAAAGAUUUCAUGGUGAAUUGCGAAGUUUGGUUGUGUCCCACAUGAAUGUUAUCAGGAUGCCUGUGGAGAAGUUUUGCUUUGAUGAAAGGACGUCUCUACCGGUUUAUUUAGCUCGGAGUAAUAUGUCACAGGACGGUUCAUGGGCCACUGAUGUGGAGAUAUUUACUGCUGCUCAUCUUUUGGGGACGGAUAUUUAUAUUUACUCAGCUGGAAACAACAACACUGCAAAUCCCAGAUGGCAUAAAUUUACAGGAAAGAUGCUGGAUAGAAAUGCCCAAGUUAGUGACCGAUCGUUCUAUAUUCAUCACAAGAAUGGUAACCAUUAUGAGGCAGUAUUGAGCGUUCAUCAGUCUGGUGAAACAUCUCUCAUGGAGAUGCGCACUGAAAACAACACAACAGAAUUUACUUGGCUUGUACGGGAAUUCAACCAGCAGCAACAAUUUGCUUCUAAGAAAAAACAGGUCAGUGUCAAGUGCCAAUCAUCAACACAGAUAGCUAAACAUCGCUUCAGUCAAACUCCCACAACAACGGAAACUCUCAAAACAACGGAAAAACAGUCGACAAAUCAAGAUCGCCUACCCAGUGAAUCGAGUCAAACAGUACAAAUGGAAAAAAGCAAGAUGGAACUUAAAAGAGAAAAAGAUCGCCUUAGGAAGCAACUGAGACGAAAAGACCCAGAAUUUAGGAAAAAGGAAGCUGUGUGGGAAAGCAAUUGCAAAAAGAAAAGAAGAGAUGUUUCAGAGAUCAGAGACGGAGAGAAGGCAAAAGAGUUAGAAAGUGUACAUCGAAGAAGAAGUAACCCAGACUACAGAAGUAAAGAAAAAGAAAAAGAAUUAGAAAGUAUUCAAAGAAGAAGAAGUAACCCAGACUACAGAAGUAAAGAAAAAGAAAAAGAAUUAGAAAGUGUACAUCGAAGAAGAAGUAACCCAGACUACAGAAGUAAAGAAAAAGAAAAAGAAUUAGAAAGUAUUCAAAGAAGAAGAAGUAACCCAGACUACAGAAGUAAAGAAAAAGAAAAAGAAUUAGAAAGUAUACAAAGAAGAAGAAGUAACCCAGACUACAGAACUGCACUCCCUCGCUCAUUUCAAGACACGGAGACAAUCCAGUUGAAAUUAAUGAGAAGAUUGAAAUAUAAAACUCCAUAUCACUAUGAAACUGUGCGACCAAAGAAAAUAUUUGAUGCUGCUGAAUGGCUUGUGAAGAACAGUCCGAUUUACCAAGAUGAAAAUAUACAGUUAGAUAUGGCCUGGAAGAAUCAAGAGUGGAAUGACACAACAACAGUUAACUUCAUAGCGAAACAUGAUGACCUGGAUAUGAACGUAGAUACACAGGUUGGCAACAUUGAGGCCAGUUUGGAUGAUGACGAUGAUAUCAGUGGGUAG
This is a messenger RNA of Patiria miniata (bat star), 3176 nucleotides long. RefSeq lists its product as uncharacterized. Gene Ontology annotation, biological process: protein deubiquitination. Lineage: Eukaryota; Metazoa; Echinodermata; Asteroidea; Valvatida; Asterinidae. The transcript is spliced from 4 exons. The coding region runs from base 1134 to 3176 and encodes 680 amino acids. The record is from RefSeq and is a predicted model, not a curated record. Gene Ontology annotation, molecular function: cysteine-type deubiquitinase activity.